AUGGACUUGUUGUCCGGGACGUAUAUAUUUGCGGUCCUGUUAGCAUGCGUCGUGUUUCAGUCUGGCGCCCAGGAGAAGAAUUACACGGUCCGAGAAGAAAUGCCAGAGAACGUCCUGAUAGGCGACUUGUUGAAAGACCUCAACUUGUCGCUUAUUCCCGACAAGUCCUUAACCACUCCUAUGCAGUUCAAAUUGGUUUACAAAACCGGGGAUGUACCACUGAUUCGGAUUGAAGAAGGUACUGGUGAGAUCUUCACAACAGCCGCUCGCAUUGAUCGUGAGAAAUUAUGUGCUGGAAUCUUGCUGGAUGCCCGUUGCUUUUACGAAGUGGAGGUUGCCGUUUUGCCAGAUGAAAUUUUUAGAUUGGUUAAGAUACGCUUUCUGAUAGAAGAUAUAAAUGAUAAUGCACCAUUAUUCCCGGCAACUGUCAUCAACAUAUCAAUUCCAGAGAACUCGGCUAUAAACUCUCGAUAUUCUCUUCCAGCAGCUAUUGAUCCUGACAUUGGAAUAAAUGGAGUUCAAAACUAUCAUCUAAUUAAGGGUCAAAAUAUUUUUGGUCUUGAUGUCAUUGAAACACCAGAAGGAGACAAGAUGCCACAGCUGAUUGUUCAGAAGGAGUUAGAUAGAGAAGAGAAGGAUACCUAUGUAAUGAAAGUUAAAGUUGAAGAUGGUGGAAUUCCUCAAAGGUCCAGUACAGCUAUUUUGCAAGUAAGUGUUGCUGAUACAAAUGACAAUGGGCCAGUUUUCUUAGAGAAUGAAAUUGAAGUCAGUAUACCAGAAAAUGCUCCUGUAGGUUCUUCAGUAACACAGCUCCAUGCCACAGAUGCUGAUAUAGGUGAAAAUGCCAGAAUUCACUUUUAUUUCAGCAAUCUAGUCUCCAACAUUGCUAAGAGACUGUUUCACCUUAAUACCACCACUGGACUUAUCACUGUCAAAGAACCACUGGAUAGAGAAGAAUCACCAAGCCACAAGUUACUGGUUUUGGCAACUGAUGGUGGAUCAACACCAGCAAGAGCUAUGGUUCUGGUAAAUGUUACAGAUAUCAAUGAUAAUGCCCCAUCAAUUGACAUAAGAUACAUUGUCAAUCCAACCAAUGGCACUGUGCUUCUUUCAGAGAAUGCUCCACUUAACACGAAAAUUGCUCUCAUAACUGUCAUGGAUAAAGAUUCUGAACAUAAUGGUAGAGUGACAUGCUUCACAGAUCAUGAAGUUCCUUUCAGAUUACGGCCAGUGUUCAGUAAUCAGUUCCUCUUGGAAACCGCUGCAUUUCUUGACUUUGAGUCCACAAGAGAAUAUGCUAUCAAAUUACUGGCUGCUGAUGCUGGCAAACCUCCUUUGAAUCAGUCAUCCAUGCUCCUGAUCAAAGUAAAAGAUGAAAAUGACAAUGCUCCAGUUUUCACCCAGUCUUUCAUGAGUCUUUCUGUUCCAGAGAAUAACUCUCCUGGUGCACAGUUGACAAAAGUCAGUGCAACAGAUGCAGAUAGUGGACGUAAUGCUGAAAUAAACUACCUGCUAGGUUUUGAUGCACCACCUGAAUUUGACCUGGAUCGUCGUACAGGCAUCCUGACUGCAGUGAAGAAAUUAGAUAGAGAAAAACAGGAAAAAUAUUACUUUACAGUCCUGGCACAGGACAAUGGAAUUCCACCUUUAAUGUCCAAUGCCACUGUCAUUGUGACUGUUCUUGACCAGAAUGACAACAGCCCAAUUUUCACUCACAAUGAGUACAAUUUCUAUGUCCCUGAGAACCUUUCAAGACAUGGCACAGUAGGGCUUAUCACUGUGACUGAUCCUGAUUAUGGAGAGAAUUCUGCAGUUACUCUCUCCAUCUUAGAUGUGAAUAAUCAGUUCUCUAUUCAUCCACAGACUGGUGUCAUCCGACCAAAUAUUUCAUUUGACAGAGAAAAGCAAGAAUCCUACACUUUCUAUGUAAAGGCUGAGGAUGGUGGUAGGGUAUCACGUUCUUCAACUGCUAAAGUAACCAUAAAUGUGGUUGAUGUGAAUGAUAACAAACCUAUUUUUAUUGACCCUCCUUCCAAUUACUCCUAUGAAUGGGUUCCACCAUCCACAAAUCCUGGUACAGUCAUCUUCAAGGUUGUUGCAAUUGACAAUGAUACUGGCAUAAAUGCUGAGAUUCGUUACAGCAUUGUUGGAGGAAACACAAAAGGACUGUUUAUGAUUGAACAAAUAUCAGGCAACAUCACAUUGAAAGAUAAAUGUGUUGUUUCAGAUCUUGGUUUACACAGAGUGAUAGUCAAAGCUCAGGAUUUAGGACAACCUGAUUCUCUCUUCAAUAUUGUAAAUGUCAAUCUGUUUGUGAAUGAGUCAGUGCCCAAUACUACACUGAUUUAUGAACUGGUACGCAAAAGCAUCGACUCACCUGCGACUGAAAGUACUGAAACAACUAAUGCAUCCUCUCCAAAAACUGACUAUGUGAAGAUAAUGGUUGCCAUUGUUGCUGGCACCAUAACUGUCGUCUUAGUGAUUUUUAUCACUGCUGUAGUAAGAUGUCGCCAAUCCCCACACCUUAAAGCUUCUCAGAAAAACAAACAAAAUUCUGAAUGGGUUACUCCAAACCCAGAAAACAGGCAAAUGAUUAUGAUGAAGAAGAAGAAAAAGAAGCAUCCCCCUAAGAACUUGCAACUUAAUUUUGUUACUAUUGAAGAAGCAAAGCAAGAUGAUGCAGACAAUGAUAGAGCCAGUGUGACACUAGACCUUCCCAUUGAGCUCGAAGAGCAAACCAUGGGCAAAUACAACUGGGACACUACACCUACUACUUUCAAGCCUGAGAGCCCUGAUUUGGCUAGACACUACAAAUCUGCCUCUCCUCAGCCUGCAUUCCAGAUCCAACCUGAAACGCCCCUGAACUCAAAGCACCACAUCAUCCAGGAACUGCCUCUUGAAAAUACUUUCGUAGGCUGCGAUUCCAUCUCUAAAUGCUCUUCUAGCAGUUCUAAUCCCUACAGUGUUUCUGAGUGCACUUAUUCAGUGACAACCUUCAAGACCCCUGUAUCAGUACAUGCUAGACCGACAAUAAAGGAGAUGGUACGAUCUCGCACCCCAAUGAAAGAGGCAACCACUGUGGAAAUCUGGACUCAUCCUCAUCCACAGCGGAGAUCUGAAGGGAGAAAAACAGGAAAGUCCCAGCGACGGGUCACAUUUCACCUACCAGAAGGCUCUCAGGAAAGCAUCAGUGAUGGUGGAUUGGGAGACCAUGAUGCAGGCAGCCUUCCCAGCACAUCCCAUGCCCUGCCUCUUGGAUAUCCUCGGGAAGAGUACUUUGAUCACAGUGCUCCAAGCAACCGCACUGAAGGAGAUGGUAACUCUGAUCCUGAAUCUACUUUCAUUCCUGGAUUAAAGAAAGCUGCAGAAAUAACAAUGCAACCAACUGUGGAAGAAGCCUCCGACAACUGUACUCAAGAAUGCUUCAUUUUGGGCCACUCUGAUUCCUGCUGGAUGCCAGCUACUCUGACCCAAACCAGCCCUCCACAGAUACAGACCUCUGCUCUCUGCCACAGCCCACCUAGAACCCACACAUCUAUUCGUCGCUGCAGCCCUCCAGUAACACAGACCAUCGCUAUCUGCCACAGCCCCCCUGUGACUCAGGCAAUUGCACUGUGCCAUAGUCCUUCACCAGUACAGGCGGCUUCUCUCCACCACAGUCCUACUUUAGCACAGGCUACUGCACACGGUCAUAGCCCACCAUCAGCACAGGCCUCUGCAGUCUGCUACAGCCCACCUCUGGCACAGGCUGUGGUAACUCACCACAGUCCUCCACUGACACAGGCUGUUAUACUCCAUCGCAAUGAGGCCCAAACAACAAUGGGUUUGCAGCAAGGAAGGGUGCAGGGUUCUGAAGCUGAUGGACUGCAUCCGCUUGAUCAGGGAGCACAAGGUAGUACAAGAGCUCAGUUUUACCCUGUGACUGAAAGACACCAUUCAGAUGAUGAUUCAAUCAAAGUCAUUCCCUUGACCACCUUCACUUCAGAUAAACAGGCCAGAUCUUCAAGGAAUGAUUCUCCCAUCAUUGAAGAACAUCCCUUGUAA
Arvicola amphibius (Eurasian water vole) is the source of this 4044-nucleotide messenger RNA. RefSeq names its product protocadherin 11 X-linked (gene Pcdh11x). The record is from RefSeq and is a predicted model, not a curated record. The transcript has 7 exons. The coding region runs from base 1 to 4044 and encodes 1347 amino acids. Gene Ontology annotation, molecular function: calcium ion binding. Gene Ontology annotation, biological process: homophilic cell-cell adhesion. Gene Ontology annotation, cellular component: plasma membrane. NCBI's taxonomy places the organism in Eukaryota, Metazoa, Chordata, Mammalia, Rodentia, Cricetidae.